ACUGCAUUCUGGGAGUUGUAGUUUUACUACAGCAGGCAAAUGCUGUAACGCAGUUUGCUGACUGGAAGGAUGGCGCUCCCGUGUGAUGACGUCAUUGAUAGUGGACGCCUGGAAGGAGGAGUAGUAACAUGGCGUCCACGAGUGCGUCGUCUGUAUCCCUGCAACAUAGAAAGACAGGCCGAAACGAACAGGGGGCGAUAGGCGGCCGGGGUCCUGGGGGGAAAGCGAAGCGGAAAUGGAGACCCAACCAAGACCGGAAGGUGUUUGAGGGCAGCACUAGAGAAGGACAAGGCUUUGCUCUGUGGAGAAAGAAGAAGGUGCAGUCAGAAUAUAAAAAGCUGCUAAGAAAACAAAAGAAGGCAAAUCCUAAAGAAGUCUCCUACAGUGAUCACUACCCUGAACAUCUGAGGCAUCUCUAUGUGGCUGAAGAAGAGAGGCUGAAAAGGCAAGAAAAACAGAGGAAACCUGCGACAAAGCCUCCUGAGACCAUAGCGGAGGAGCAGGAAGUAAGUAGUGAACAUCUGAGGCAUCUCUAUGUGGCUGAAGAAGAGACACUGAAAAGGCAAGAAAAACCGAGGAAACCUGAGACAAAGCCACCUGAGACAAAGCCUCCUGAGACCGUAGAGGAAGAGCAGGAAGUCAUACCAAAGAAACCAUUUAAGAAGAAAACGUCAAAUCAAAAAGCGAAAGAAGACUAUGAACGGGUGCAGCGUGAACGUGCAAAGAAGAGAGAAGAAGCAGAGAACAACAGGAAGAGAAGAGAAGAGGCCAUCAAACUCCACAAACAGAAGAGAAUGGAAGCCUAUAAAGUUUUAAGCUCAAAAACAAAGAAAGGACAGCCCAACUUUAAUGUCCACAUGGAGUACUUGCUGAAGAAAAUCCAGAGCAAAUCUUAAUUUAUUACCAGUUUUCAAAGGGGUUGUGCAAGAGUGUGUGUAUGUGUAAAAUAAAAUAUAU
Messenger RNA from Bufo bufo (common toad), 957 nucleotides. It is a transcript of the gene CCDC59, whose product is annotated as coiled-coil domain containing 59. The coding region runs from base 129 to 896 and encodes 255 amino acids. The transcript is spliced from 4 exons. The record is from RefSeq and is a predicted model, not a curated record. Gene Ontology annotation, cellular component: nucleus. Lineage: Eukaryota; Metazoa; Chordata; Amphibia; Anura; Bufonidae.